Messenger RNA from Nasonia vitripennis (jewel wasp), 8141 nucleotides. Its product is annotated as anoctamin-5. The transcript is spliced from 23 exons. Gene Ontology annotation, cellular component: plasma membrane. The record is from RefSeq and is a predicted model, not a curated record. Gene Ontology annotation, biological process: chloride transmembrane transport. Lineage: Eukaryota; Metazoa; Arthropoda; Insecta; Hymenoptera; Pteromalidae. The coding region runs from base 2484 to 8042 and encodes 1852 amino acids. Gene Ontology annotation, molecular function: chloride channel activity; protein dimerization activity.
GCUGAUCGGUCGCGUCUAUACGUGUAUAUACUAUAUACCCGUGGCUAUCUCUUUCUCAAGUUUUAAUUUGUAUGUGCAGUACAUUGCGCUACGUGUGCUUAGGUUAGGUUGUCGUUGUCUUCCGCGACUCUCUCUUUUUGUACGCAGUUUCGCUGCUUUUUUUUCUUGCUCGUUUGCUCGAGAGGCUGUCAGCUACUCAUUGUUUUUCGAUAUAGUGUAACGAGAAAAAAAUGACGGACGUGCAGAUAGACGUGUCGGGCGAAAUAGAAAACCCGUACGGUCAAAAGGAUGCUCCGCCUGUCAAUGGGUGAGGUUUUUAUCUCUCGCAGUGCUUGUGUUUACAUUUUUUUUCGAAGCUAUAUAUAUGCACAUGCCCACGAGCGGGAUUUAAUUUUUGCCCGUGUGCAAAGUUCGUUUGUUUUCAAAGGGAUUAGGUACAGCUUAGUAGCUGGUGUUGUUGUUGUGAACCUUGUCAAAACACUGAUAACAUAUGUGACUUUUCGAUAUUUUUAAAGCAUUAUUGUUGUGUAUUGAACUGGUUUUUAUUAUAGAGUUAGAUUCAUAACAUCACGUACUUAGAACCUCAGAUUUGAAUUCCCUCGGAUUCCACAACUGCCACUUGGUCAACUUGGUUAUCCUCAGGCCCAGGAAUGGAUUCAACAUAGAAGGGCAAAUGUCAGGCCUUGGUCAUUGUUCUUAAACACAAACAAUAUCAGACCCCCACCAAGCGUCACAAGACUGAGCAAACGAGUAAUGAAGAAUAUCGAAUACUUCCAGAGCAAUUAUUUUUUCGUCUUUGUUGGAUUAGUAAUAUACUGUCUGAUCACAUCCCCACUUUUGUUAUUGGCUGUUGCUGUGGCUCUUGGUACCUGCUAUAAAGUAUCUCAAAUGCAUGCAAGACAGGAGUUAAUGGUUAUGAAUCAUAAGGUUACUAUUGCUCAAGUUUAUGCAGUUAUCGGCAUUUGUUCACUUCCACUGUUCUACAUAGUUGGAGCUGGCGCUGCACUUUUUUGGGUUCUAGGAGUCUCAUGGUUUUUGAUAACUCUGCACGCAGCCUUCUACAACAUUGAUUCAGUACUGUGUCCUGGAGAAGAUGAAUUAAACUUGGUGAUGCAUGAAGUAUAGCAUAUGGAUACCCUGCUUCUUCCAAUAACCACAAGAAACGACCAAUGACUUGCUAGCAGUUUUUGAAAAAAUGGUGAAAAACUGCUUAGAAAACAAUUACAGGAGGUUUUUUAUGCAAAUGAUAUUGUUUAAUAUAAUUGAAUUUAAUAGGGACUUAAAAAAAUCAAUAUAGUAAAGUGAGUGAUAGUGGAUGAUAAAUUAGUUAAACAAACUGGAGACUUUAUACAGGAAUAUCAAUAUUACUCUCAAUGAUUAUUUGGAAAGCUUUUUUUCUUAAAUUUUAUAACUGUAUAAUAUUAAAUCAGUCUUACAAAUUUAAAGCAUCUAGCAGCUAUAUUAUAUAUUACAUACGAACUUUCAAAAAUAUAAAAAAAAAAAAAUUGUACAGUUUACAAAACUAGAAUUUAAAGGAAAUAUAAAUAAUGUAUAUAAUUAUUUAUAGGCAUGUUUUUACAAAAUUAAAUACAUGCUCUGAAUGAGUUCAAUUGAUAGCAGUGUAAAAAAUUUCUUCACCAUAAUAUAUUUUGACUAUAAUUUAAAUUAAAAGAGAUAUUAUUAUAAAUCAAUUGUUUAAAAAGCGAGACAAAAAAAUGUUUAAUAAAUCAUCUUUUUCAUUAUUUAAAAACCACUCGCUUCGUUCUUUAUACACAUCUUACAUAUAUAUGUACAUAUUACAACUGUAUAAAUAACUGUAUAUAUGAUACAUCUACUCUACAGGCGCGAGGACGAUCGAUACAGUGAAUGAUCCUGCGCGAAAUUAUAACCUCGAAAAGCAUUUCGCAUGUAUACAUUUCACAAUAUCAAUUUGUUACAUAAAACGGAUGUGUCAGUGCCGUCUCUAUUUAUUAUUAGCCGGCGAAAUUCGAGGAAAACGAUAGUUUCCCAGGAGAUGCACCGCAGCAGCUCCGGCAGGGGAAAAACGGAACACGUGGUGCUCUCAGCUUUAUUAUAGAUUUCGACGAGCAUCGCGACUAUAAUAUAAGUAGUAUUUUGUGCAUGUAUAAACAUCCACGUGAAAUCACUUGGGUGAAUAUUCGCGAGAGCAGUUCGAAGGCCGCUGCCACAGCAACCGAAGAUCAAAGUCAUCGUUGGUCUGUACAGUGUAUACCGGUGGUCAUUAUGAGUCUCGAAGAGGAAAAAACGUCGGAAAAGUGGGAGAAAGCGAGUCGACGAUUUUUUUUUAUUUUUGAGCAUUACUAAAUUUUGCGCGCGGGAUCAGCUAUUUUUAGCCGGACAAUUCCCUGCCCUGCCGGAGAGACGAGCAUGUCAAACGUCGCUGAUGGAAAAGUGUGAGGGAAGAGCGGAAUAUAUUUAUGCGAUGACCUGACCCCAAUGACUUAUUUGCACACUAGUUAAAAAUGCACGAAAUGGACCAAAACCGUAACUCGGGUAACCUGGAGUCUGAGAGCAACAGCUCCAACCAGUUACCCAGUGCUUAUUACUCAACAAGAACAAGUUUCUGCCAAGAUUCAGUGGCAAACGAAUCUCACAACGAACACGAAGAAAGUAUUUCUUUAAAAUAUGUACCUGCUAAUGGUAAUAAGAUGGAGAGGGAUGAGACCGAAGAGACUAUGUUAGAUGGUUCCUGCGAUGAUCUUGGAAAGAUCAAUAGAAAUAAUAGUGGAUUUUCAUACUAUGAUGCUGCCUCAAGUUUAUACUUUAGAGAUGGAAUACGUCCCAUUGACUUUGUCAUCGUUUGGGAUGAGUUUAAUCACGAAGCAUCCUCCUAUAGAUGUAAAGAGAUGAGAAAGACUUUUGAAAAUAACUUAGAAAACGAAGGCCUGAACCUAGAAUACGAGUGCGACGAGCCAAAUGGCCUUUGCUUCAUCAAAAUCUCAACACCUCGUGAAGUUCUGCGUCGUUACUCCGAAAUCCUAAAGUUGCGAAUGCCGAUGAAGGAAAUCAAAGGCCUGAAAAUCCCGCCAGUCCGACAGAACCACCUACUGCAGGAAGUCAACUCCUUCUUCCGUCAGAUCAUGAGCCGGUACUACGUGAACUCCGCGAUAUUCCCACCGAUGAGGCAUAAAUUCACUGCCGUCUACAGCCGUGACAAGGAGUACCUCUUCGAUACCAACUCCCCGGAUUUUUUUACUCCAGCGACUCGUUCGAGAAUAGUCCAAUUCAUCCUCGAUCGAACCAGGUUCACGAUCGACAAGGAGGACGACUUCGCUUUCGGCAUCGAGAGGCUCAUCAACGAGAAGGCCUACACCGCUGCUUAUCCGCUCCACGACGGUACAUUAAAAACUCCGGAUUCGAUGAGAUACCUUUUAUAUACAGAAUGGGCAAGCGUCAACAAAUGCUUAAAUUAUCAGCCACUAGAUUACAUAAAGGAAUACUUCGGCGUCAAAAUAGGAUUGUACUUCGCGUGGCUUGGAUUUUACACGCACAUGUUACUGCCAGCAAGUGUUGUUGGACUGAUAUGCUUUGCCUACAGUCUCUUCACUUUGUACUCAAACGAGCCAAGCAAGGAUGUCUGCAUGUCCAAUUACACCAUGUGUUCACUCUGUGACCACUUCUGUGGUACCUGGAACCUGAGAGAUACUUGCUUUCAUUCCAAGGUCACUUAUUUAUUUGACAAUCCAUCGACGGUUUUCUUCGCGGUUUUCAUGUCACUGUGGGCAACCCUUUUUCUGGAGUUAUGGAAGAAUUAUUCAGCGGAAAUAACUCACCGGUGGGAUUUAACUAGUCUCGAUAUUCACGAGGAGCAUCCUAGGCCAAAGUACUUAGCUCGACUAGCACAUGUGAAGAAGAAGUCUGUUAAUUUUGUAACUAACACUGUGGAACCAAGUGUGCCAUUUUGGAAAGUGAGACUGCCAGCUACUAUUUUCAGCUGCUCGGUUAUUUUACUACUUAUCGCAGUGGCGAUGGCUGCUGUAUUAGGUGUAGUUUUAUACAGGAUGUCGGUUUUGACAGCACUUUAUGGAUUUUCCAACAACUCUAUGGUAACAAGUUAUGCCAUACUUUUGACAACAGCCACAGCAGCAGGAAUCAAUUUGUGCUGCAUCGUUGUUUUCAAUUGGAUAUACGUCUGGUUCGCCGAAUAUUUGACUGAGAUAGAACUGCCUCGCACACAAACGGAAUUCGACGACAGUCUCACGCUGAAAAUUUAUCUGCUUGAAUUCGUCAACUAUUACGCCUCGAUUUUUUACAUAGCGUUUUUCAAAGGCAAAUUCAUCGGCUAUCCCGGAAAGUACAACCGAUUUUUUAACUCCAGACAAGAGGAGUGCGGCCCUGGCGGCUGCUUUUUGGAGCUCUGUAUACAACUAGGAAUCAUCAUGAUAGGCAAACAGGCUGUGAAUUCUAUUUUAGAAAUGCUGUUUCCAUUGUUUUACAAGUGGCUCAACACCAUUAGGGUCCACGUCGGAUUGAAAGAGUCGAAAGGGUCUCAGAAAAAUUUAUCGAGGAUGCACCUGCAAUGGGUCCGCGAUUACAAGCUCGUUCAGUGGGGACCAAGAAGCUUGUUUCCCGAAUACUUAGAAAUGGUUUUGCAGUAUGGCUUUGUCACUAUUUUCGUUGCUGCAUUUCCCCUCGCGCCAUUUUUUGCCCUAGUUAACAAUGUUCUAGAAAUGCGAUUAGACGCAAAGAAGCUGCUUACGAUGUACCGUCGCCCGGUUAGCCAGAGAGUUAGAGAUAUCGGUAUUUGGUAUCGCAUUCUAGAUUCCAUAUCGAAGCUCUCUGUCAUAACUAACGCUUUUAUCAUAGCCUUUACUUCGAACUUCAUUCCUCGGCUAGUUUACAGAAUUGUAGUCUCGGAAGAUCACACCCUCAAGGGCUUUUUGGAAAAUUCGUUGGCUAAAUUCAACACCAGCGACGACCCGUUUAAUUAUCACGAAGAAUCAACGAUCUGUCGGUAUCCAGAUUACCGAGAACCACCAGAUUCGCCAAAAAAAUAUCAGUACACGGAUCUAUUCUGGCAUAUCCUAGCUGCGCGUCUAGCUUUCGUCGUUGUCUUUGAGAACAUCGUCGCCCUAGUGAUAAUCAUCGUCAGAUGGUGUAUCCCAGAUAUGAGUCCGAGGCUCAGGGACAAGAUACGUCGAGAGGCCUAUAUAACGAACGAAAUCAUCAUUCAGCACGAGGCUCAGCGAGCUUUGGACGAGAAAGGCGGGGCUGAACCUUCAAGUUCGAAGAUGGAGACGGUCGUUCAGGAAGAGGUUGAAAAGGAUUUACCAGAACCUGUGGUCGAAAUCGUUAAGAAAGCCGAGCAAAAACGUUGGGUGCACAUGGACGAUCCAGAACCUGAAAAAGUUAAGUGGAUGCAAGACUUGCCGGUGAACCCGAGUGAUCAGCCGCCCGAGGAGCCUUACAAUGCUCGAUUCGAUUUUCACGGAACCCUGCUGCCCUUCAAAGACGAAAAUCUCACAGUGGACAAGGGUUUGCAUCAUCACGGAGAAGAGCCCGACAGGCCUGGAUACUCGCUUCAAGAGCUGCUACAUUUAAGUCGAUCAGAAGCUCAGCAACAGAGAUGCACUGCUCUAUCCACGUUGGCAAAUAUCCUGGAGAAGACUCACCUGGGCUGGUACGAUCGAGCCUUGCAGCCGCCGUUACUCGAAACAUUAAACCAGAAAAACAUCCUCCUACUGCUGAGAUUCUCUCUGGACGACACAGCCGUUCCUGUGGUAACAGCAGCUUUGCAAGCUUUAAGAGCUUUCCUGUUCAGCGAGGCUGACGAAAUGUGUUUGGAUAAGAUAUUCGGUAUUGAGGACUUUGAUGAGCCGAUCCUGAAGCCCUCGAUGAAGGACGUCGACAGUAUCGAGAACCUCAAAGAUCAUGAAUUAGCUCAGAUGGACACUGUGGCCGCUGCUAUGAGAUCCGAUAUCGUUUUAAGAAUCAGAUUUAUUCUGAGUGAAAUGCAACCACCACCAGCUGGCAUGACGGCUGCCCUGGAAAUCCUAGCGAGAAUGGCAAGACACUCUCGCGAAACUGCCUUGAACAUCGCCUGUACACCGAAUCUCCUGGACAUUAUCGUUAAAAAAUGCAUACCCCUGUCCAUGAAUAGCCAGGUGCAGGAUCGGGAUUCGAGCAAACCGUACAGUUGUUCUUUGGUCGCUGCUGUGCGGCUUUGCAGAAUUUUGAUUCAAUAUGCUGGAAGACCAGUAGUGGAGAGACUGAAAAACUUGCAGAUUAUUCAUUCAUUGCUUACGUACAUCAGCAGUGAUGCUAGUCGGCAAGAGGUUCGUCUCCACAUAGAAAGUCUGCGUCUUUGGCGCCUGUUCCUGCACUUUGGUAUCGAAACCGACAGCGUAGUUGGCUCUAGAUUGACUCUUAUAUCACAAUUAAGAUUGAUGAUGAGCACGAUGGAUCUGGAGACAGCAUCACCUCUCAAGUGCGACUACGCAGUGGCGUUAGUGGCAAUCGCUAAAUACGACGAGCCACUUAAAGAGCAUGUAGCGAUGUUGUUGGCCAAGUGGAGCACGCAGUUGGGCAAGAUUUCCUCUCCGACUUGGAACCAGACAAUACUUAUUGCUGAAAUUUUGAAAGCGUUAGAUAACGUCGCGUUUCUCCAGAGGACUUGGAUAAAGAACUCCAAAGUAUUCACCCAGCUAAGUUUUUUGAAUUGUAGCUCGUCAUCAAACUUGCUGAGUGAUCUUGAACCAGCGGUUAACAGAGACCCUUCCUCACUUCCGAGUCUCGGUGUCAUGACAUUCGAAGGCAAAUUACAGCCAGUAAUGGACCAGCAUUCACGCAUCGUCUUUCUGAAAACCGUAUUAGAAUUAUUCCUGAAGCUCAAGUGUCAGAACGAGGUGGAUCAGAUUCUUAGCAACACUAAUGUACAGAACUAUCUGAAGCGACUGAAGAGCGCUGACUGGUCCCUUGAAAGGUCUUGGUUCACACGACUGGAGUACUCGUUAUUGGUGACAAUAAUUCAAGCGGAAAGCGAACUUAAAACCAAAGCAAAAGUCAACGAUACCGUAUGGAAGAUCGCGAUAAAACUAAUAUCAGCACUACCAGCUGACUGUCCUAUGAACGUGCGCGACAUUCUUGUCUUCAGUCUCGCACCGGAACGUAUAAAUCUGCGCUUCCUCGAGAGCGGUUUCGAACGUCUCGAUCUGGGCGAAAAAUACAAAGGAGCGAUUGAGGAUAUCGAAAAUCCAAGUUUGGCCGUCAAGCUGUACGAGAGGUUUGUUAGUCCAAACGGAAGCUGGAGCGAAGCGGCGAUGCCCAAAGACUGGCUCUACUUGCCGCUCAUUGAUGCAUAUUCGAAUAUGAAGAACGAGAAGCUUUGGAAAGCCUCGAGGACAGUGGAGAUUCUGAAUUUGUUGAAGUUGGAGCUGGUCAUGCCGGAACUCACUCAGAACCUCUCUCCAAGCCUGAGGUUUAGCAGGAUGCUGCUAUUGUAUCUCUGUGAUACUCUUUUCAUCCAUCCUCCCGAAUCGGAGCUUCCACAGCAAAUCAUCGCUACAUUAGUGAGAAACAAUUACAAGAAACUCGACCUCUCAGGCGAAGUCCCGGGCCUAAACUCCUUUACAGACCUUUUCACCGCUCUCUGCGAGAACUUCCUGGCAAACUCUUAUGGCCAGGACUGCUUCGCCCAAGCGCUGCUAGUAUUCGUGGCUCAACGUUUCGAAGUCCACUACCGUAAGCUUCUCUGGUCAGAACACGCUGGCUGUCUCCAGUAUUGUCGCUUGACCUUUGCUCAGCUCAUAAUCCCCUACGAGGAAUACCUCUACCCUCUGGAGAAGAACACCUCAUUGAUCGAGGCUUACAUUACUGCGUUAGUCAGAAAUACCGUGAAGGAGGCUUGCUCGCCGGUGUUGUACAGCAUCGCUGUACAUCACGCCGCUAUGUAUCUGAAAGAGACAAACAAGCUGGCAACCGUCAUGAGGUCGAGGGUUGAGAAAUUGUUGAACGAUUCGAGGACAAGAAGCGUCGCCGAGAGAUUGUUGCAUUACGAGCCGGAUAUCAAGACGGUGGUGUGAACGUGAAAUGGCAUAGCUUAAAUGACGGAGGUGCGUUAUGUAGAGUAUUGAUUUUUUAUAUACGCGAAAAAUAAAUAAAGUAUUUAACUUAAAAAUUUA